GAUUAGGAUUCAGAAUGUUCCGUAAUUUCCAAAGUGACUAUACUGAUUCUUCCACAACAGCAUAUCAGGAACUGGCAGAAAAUGUUACCACAGAGGUGAAUCAUGGUUACAAAAUAAUUUACCCUUUAACAUACGUAAGGUGUAGGAUUAUUCAGUUCACGAGUGGGUCAAUUAUUGUCAACAUGACCCUUAUUUUCAAGAACCAGACAGUGGUUCCCAAUGUAACGAGUGUGGAGCAGGGCUUGACUGACUCUCUGUCUCACGGGAACACCUUCCUCAACGUUGAUACAACCUCCAUCACUGCAAGAACUACAACUUCCGCAGCCACCACAGUUGCCGCAACUACCACAACAACCACAGCCACCGCCACAACAACAACAACUGCUGGUCCUACAACAAACACAGCUGCUUCAACAACAUCUGUUGUUAAAUCAACAAUAAACAAUGCUGUCGCCUCCAGUGGAAUAAGCUACAAGAKAAGUCRACUCAUCUGUCUUGMUSUMUUGUCACAACUGCUUGACUUAUACUGAUAUAACUGAUCACC
This is a messenger RNA of Salvelinus sp. IW2-2015, 544 nucleotides long. The record is from RefSeq and is a predicted model, not a curated record. NCBI's taxonomy places the organism in Eukaryota, Metazoa, Chordata, Actinopteri, Salmoniformes, Salmonidae.